Messenger RNA from Mya arenaria, 1833 nucleotides. RefSeq lists its product as uncharacterized. The record is from RefSeq and is a predicted model, not a curated record. Gene Ontology annotation, molecular function: RNA polymerase II cis-regulatory region sequence-specific DNA binding; nuclear receptor activity. Gene Ontology annotation, biological process: regulation of transcription by RNA polymerase II. The transcript is spliced from 6 exons. Lineage: Eukaryota; Metazoa; Mollusca; Bivalvia; Myida; Myidae. Gene Ontology annotation, cellular component: nucleus. Bases 172 to 1422 code for a protein of 416 amino acids.
CGCAUUGUGUCCUUUACUAUGAGUGGAUAACGUUAACUGAGCUGAUUAAAACAGUAUACAGAUACUAAGUAUAUAAGCGUGUCUUUUAGGAUACGAAAUGUUACAUAUUGAAGCACGGAUCUGAAAGUAUAAAAUACAUGUUUAACCAUCAGCACCUAAAAGGCUAUUAACAUGGAAGAUGGUUCAAGUGCACCGAAACCAUGGGGGAUAGAUUUCGAUGCUUUGAUAGAACGAUACAUGAAAGAGGCGAAUGUUCCUCACUCGAGGAAAGGGCCGAUAAUCGAACCAGGCGUGGUACCAACGGGAUGUCUACGAGUGGGAACACUGGAAGAGGGGAUGACCUUAAUUCCAGUUCCCGGAUAUACACUUGAUGCCUUCCCAUCGUACACUAAAAUGAAGAAAAAAAGGAUCCAAGAUGGCUUGGGGAAACCGAACCAACCAGAGAAUAAUCUCAAAAGACAAAGUACGUCGGAUGUGAAACAAGACAGUACACAUUACAAAAAAGAGAGAAAAAUAAGUAUUUCGAGUAACGACCAUGCUCAAGACAGCAACGUUCAAGAGGGAUGCGAAGACAUUGCCAAAACACAUUAUCAAGAUCUUAGUACCAUGCCGUUUGAAUUGAAAAACAGUUCACCGGUAUCUCUUGCGGACAUAGAAGAAAACGAGCGAAUGGAGGAAUUGGCGUUGUCUUUAAUACAGGCCAAUGAAAAGAUUUUUCCCCUUUCCCGGAUAAGCAUCGUUGAAAACUUUAAAAAGUUGAACAAACCAAAAGAUGUUCACAUUUCUACACUGGGUGAUAAACUAGAAAGACUUAAGUAUGUGGUGUCAAAGUACAACUUUAUAGGUUACUUUGAGAAACGAGUACUUGACAGCGUGGCGUUCGCAAAGAAAAUUCCUGGUUUUACAGACUUGCCUUUAUCCGAUCGAGUACUACUGCUAAAAGAAUCAAAACUUGACUGCAGCAAUAUUCAAGGACUUUUCUGCGACUUUGAGACGAACACAUUUUAUACGGAUGACGGAACACCUUUAGCGUUUUCUGAUCUUUAUGAUGUUAUGGGGGAUCAAGAAAUUGUCGUUAAAAAGUUCGGAUUAACCCGCCACAUCGAUACAUUACAGCUUACGGCUGCAGAAGAAAGUGUUUUGAAGGCUCUUUCAAUUAUGUUGCAUUGCAAAGGUGAGUGCACAUUUGAAGAAAAAGAACAGGCCGUAGUAUUAUAUGAUAAGCUUCAAGCAUGUCUUAAACAUGUUGUAAGCUCAUAUCAUCCAAAUCCUCAGCUUAGACUGCAACAAUUACGUGAUCUGCUUUGUACUAUCAAGAGAGCCAUGGAGCUUACUCUAUCAUUUCUUCCUCAGCGGGUGGAGAACGCAGUGCCGGAAACGUUUAAAACAUCCCUUGUAAACGAGGUUCUCGAGUUCUAUUGAAUGUCAUGGUCGAUAUAUUGACAUAUUUUGAUUUUACUCUACCCACAUUCGAAAUGUGGAGGUUGCUUGAUGCUGUUCAUAUUGGACAAUUGUUUACACAAAGGUUUUUGGUGAUACAUUAUUUUCCAUUCGACUGCUAUCUACAGUGGACGAAAACGGCUAAAUCCUUACUUGCUUCCCAAAACAUGUUCCGGUUAAAAAUGCAUAGAUUUACAAUUGGCUUGUCAAACUCUAUUUGAUAGGGCAUUUUCCAAUGGAACUUCAAAGUUUUGCAAAACAAGAAGUCUUCAGAACUGCCCUACUUGUCGAAUUUCUAUAGAUCUUAUUUGGAGUAUUUAGUAACUGUUAUUGAAAAGAAUUGUUUGUAAAACCGUGCAUAUUAAGGAAAUAAAACGAUAUUUUCAAUUGUUA